Messenger RNA from Mollisia scopiformis, 1311 nucleotides. RefSeq lists its product as uncharacterized. Bases 175 to 1263 code for a protein of 362 amino acids. The record is from RefSeq and is a predicted model, not a curated record. Lineage: Eukaryota; Fungi; Ascomycota; Leotiomycetes; Helotiales; Mollisiaceae. The transcript has 2 exons.
CUCCGAUCAAUCGUCUCAAGAUGCAUUUCUAUCGAGGUUUGAUCAUCUUCAUUUCGCUAACCACUGUAUCGACACUGCCAUGGGAUGGCCCAGAACCAACAGCAGUGCAUAAUGGUCUUCUCAUGCGAGCUGACGACUGGAGUGCUGCUCCAACACCCAGACCUCUAGCCUUCCAUGAGCAAUGGAAACGCCAGACGUCAAGCUUUAUCAGCCAAGAAGCUUCGACGUGUGGAUUUAUUAGUGGUUCUACCAGUUUGUAAUUACUUGACAUGCGAGAAUUUUGGAGAUGCGUGUGUCCAUGAUGCCCAAUACAGUGUUUGGGGAUGCUGCCAGACUCCGUACACUGCUUGUCAGUUGUAUACGUCGUGUCUUCCAUACUCGGACAUAGCGAGUUGUGGACCGGAUUGUUCUGCUGAUCCUUACCUAACAAUAUGUUCGGACUCAUUUUAUCCUAUCUGCGAUCAAUACGUCCUCGACGACAAAGGCAUCCUCGCAUCCAACUUCUACUGUGAUUCGACGACAGAUAUAGAGACCGCAUCUCUCUUUGCCACAGAUGGAGAUCAAGGCUUCGUAACCUAUGUCGAAGUCACUAUGUCUAUCCUUAGUGCAUCUACAUCGUCAAAAUCCACUUCUCAGUCCUCAUCUUCUUCAUCGACAAAGCCAUCUUCAUCCCCCACUGCUAUAAUCCUCACCACAUCCACCAGUCCAACUCCAAGUCCAACUCCAAGUCCAACGCAUACUUCAAGCCCAAGCUCAACUCCUGUUGGGGCAAUAGCAGGUGGUACCGUUGGAGGUAUCGCCGUCAUCGGUGCCAUAAUUGUAGCCAUCCUCCUCAUCCUCCGCCGCAAGCGCAACAAACCCUCCAACUCAGCCAUGGCAGCAACACCCAGACCGGCAACAUACGACGAAUCCACCGCACAUCCUCCACCCCAAAUGCACAGCUCUCCCGUCCCCUCCUAUGACACCCGAGGCUCAACCUACAAGCCGUCCAUUCCAAUGUCACCAGCCUCGUAUACGCCCGAAGCACAGAAAACAACACCAAUGUAUGCAGCAGGUGGACAACAGCAUGCGGGUCUGGGUCUCGAGGUCACGGAACUUCCUUCUCCGCCGGGGACGCCUGCUAAUGCUCAUCUGUCGGGGGGGUAUGCUACGCCGAGGUAUUCUAGUCUGGGUGCUUCCCCGAUGUCAAGUGUGCCUGUUGCUAGGCCUGGGAAUGAGAAUGAUGCGCCAGAGGUACAGCGGUAUCAGCCGUUUAUGGGGUGAGGAAGAGGGUGGGAGGGAGGAUUGUGUUUGGGUGACUGGCAGGAAGGA